CGAGGUCCAGAACCGAUCCCGCGGUAGUCCCGUGCCCGUGGCUCCAGGACGCGCUUACGUAACGCGGAGUGCCAAGUGCCGAGCUUUAUGUAAUAAGAGGACGCCCCAUGCCAUUCAUUCGCGCCCGGGUCCGGUCGGCGGUUCCUCUGUCCGUCUCACUCCCAGUGUCAAUGUCUCCGCGCGGUUAAGUGCCCGAGUGUCAAGUGUUAAGUGCGAACCCAGUGUCAAUUGUGAUCUGAGUGCAGGUGUCGGGUUAUCGGGGUCAGCAUGGCGCCUCAGGAUACGCUCUUCGGCAGCGGAGAGAAGAAGAAGGAGUAUGAUGACAGCGUGGACGAGGUGAAAAGUCUGGAUUUGGAGACGUCCGAUUCGGAACAGUCGGUGAACAUGGACAACAUGCGAACGGCCUUACCACAGGUUCUGGCAACUCUAGCACAGAGUUUGCUGCUUCUAUCUUUAGGCAUGAUCAUAGCAGUUCCUACUAUUGUAAUCGGUGCUAUAUAUAAGGCAAAAGAAGGACUCUCGUUGGAUGAUGAUCAAUCAUCGUGGUUCUGUUCGAUCCUCCUUAUCGUGCAGCCGAUCGGGAGCCUGCUCUCCGGGUACGUGCAGGAGGUGGUCGGGCGGAAGAUCUCGCUGGUGGUGGUGAACAUCCCGCAGCUGGUCGGCUGGUACCUCAUGUACGCGGCGACGACGGUGGACAUGCUCUACUGGUCGUGCGUCACCCUCGGCUUCAGCAUCGGCUUCAUGGAGGCGCCCACGCUGGCCUACGUCGGCGAGAUCAGCCAGCCGAGGCUCCGCGGCAUGCUCUCCUGCAUCACCAACUCCCAUGUUCCGCUCGGACAUCUCGUCGAGUUCUUCAUCGGGGGCUAUGUCGCCAAGGAUUGGCGCAUGGCCAUGGCCAUCAGCGCUGUGUUUCCUAUCAUAUCCAUUCUCGCUAUUUCACAGGUACCUGAGUCACCAGUCUGGCUCCUAACCAAGGGUCGGAAAGCUGACGCUAUGAAGGCCCUGUGCUGGCUCAGGGGUUGGACGACGCCGGAAUGUGUUCGAGAUGAGUUCGAAGGUCUUGUUCGUUACGUUGAAGCCUCUAGGCUGCAAAAUGAAAAUCAACAAAAGGCAGCUGGAAAGAACUACGUUCAAGUGCCCACAGCUGGAUAUGUAAAUGCGGAUGGUAAAGGAACGACUCCAGCCAAAGUGCCAGCUGAAAAUAACUACAAGUUCAAGGUCACCAUCGGGGAGAAAAUCAAAGACUUACUCCGACCAGCCAUGCUAAGGCCAUUAGUUCUUGUUGUUUCCUACUUCUUCUUUUAUAACUGCGCAUCACUCAAUGCCAUCCGGCCUUACAUGGUCCCCGUUUUCCAAAAACUCAGACUGCCUAAGGAUCCGCAUUUUGUAGCUAUCCUGUCGGCGGCUCUGCAAGUGCUGGGUGGGCUAGUGUGCAUCGCGACGGUGCACAAGCUCGGGAAGCGAUGCCUGUCGCUCAUCUCGAUGACUCUGUGCGCUGUCGCCUGCAUCCUCAUCGGCAUCUACGCCGUCCUCAUCGAGCGCACCGACUUCGACUGCCCCUGGUUCCCCUUCAUCGUCCUCCUCGCCCUCUACUUCUGCUGCAACGUCGGCAUCAGCCCCAUCCCCUGGAUGCUCAUCAGCGAGGUCUUCCCCUCCAGAGGCCGCGGUGCAGGUGGUGGCGUGUCAGCCGCCUUGUUCUACAUAAUCUUGUCAAUCAUCUCGAAAACAUACCUAGACUUGGAAAGCAUUGUAACAUUCCCUGGAGUAUUCUUCGUGUACGGUCUGGUUGCCUGUGCUGGGGUCAUUUUCAUCUUCUUAUGUCUUCCUGAAACCGAGGGGAAAACUCUCCAAGAGAUUGAAGAUUAUUUCACAAGGAGCAGGAAGAAGGGCAUCAACAAUCUCUCCGUUUAAUUCGUAUCAGAAGCUCACCAAAAAUGUACUUAAAAAAUGUCGCAGACAAUCCUCAUUUCGGCAAUCGUUGAUUUUAACAUCCUUCUCCAAAUUUUGGAGAACCUAGUGCACUGAAAAGAACAAGUUCGAUUGCUCGAGGCGAAUAAUUGGUGUUCCAUAUUGAUGGCUAAAGUGUGAAACUACAUAUUUCCAUCGCGGGGUUUCAAAAUCUCUUCUCCUAUUCCAUUAUUUCGGAGAGAAGCAAGCCAACUUUAUGGCUUGAAAUUUUUAUGGAGUAUUCUACUCUCAGAGAAGAAAAAUCAUGGAAGUUUUUAAGAAAUUAAGUCGAGAAGUUUUUUUCGGAGAAAAUAAAGUAUGACAGGAAGUCUACGACGUCGCGAACAGAGAUCUGUGAUUUUGCACUUUCGCCAUCGAUAUAGAUUGAUCUACUUGACUUUUUGAAACAUAAUUACGGUUCUUCGAAACAAAUAUUCUUCUAAUCUAACUUAUUAGUUCGCUUUAAUCGAAGAAACCUCUGUCAUGAACUCGGUUUGACAAACUGAUCGAUAUGGAAGCCCGAAUGUUUGGCUCAUUCGGUCGAACUUGUUUUCAGUGUAUUAAAAAACUAAUUGAAGGUACGUACUCAUGCCGAACAUUUGAGGCUGGAUUGUAUGUCAUUCUAAAAUGACGAUGAGCAGUGGACGUCACUCCAAAGAUCUCGUAGUUAUUUUAUUUUCUUGAGUUUUUGCAUCGCUACACGGAGGAAAAUAAACUUCGGCUAUUGUAAAACACCAAAGUUUUAGCCAUCGAUGAUCUAAGUUUUUAUCAGGUGUACUCAAAUUUGUGUUCCCUGAAAAAAACGCAGGUUUUCUUGAACCAAGUUCGGUUUUUAAGAUUGAGAAAAUCCGUAUUCCUGAACCAAAAAUUAAUGUUCUGAAUAAACCAAAAUUCGGUUAUAAACGAAGGUUUUCCUCUGUCUGUCCUGGCUGUAGAGUUGCAUGCAUGACAACUUGUUUUCGAUGAAUGUGGCUCAAAAUGGCAAAUUUUUAAACGUGUCAUUGACAUUUUUUGAAAGAUCUUUGCCUAUACACCGAAAUAAGUGACACGGCGAUCCGAAGACUUCAGAGCAAAAAAAUGAGCUUUCAAAAGUUUAAUAUUUAGAAAGUUAAUGUCCUCAGUAUUUUGCGUGAAGAUUGAGGGGGAUCUGCGUUGUUUUCAUUCACCCUCCUUCUCACAAUCUACAAGAAAAGCAACCAAAAUUAUGCAAGAACUCAGAUUACUCUUGCUUUUUGACCUGCAAAUUCCCUUUCAUGAACUGUCUUCGCUCAUAACCUGCUCCUCCACUUUUCUCUUGGGCAGAGGGAAUUGAUUUCCUUAUGGAUUUUCGAGUCAUAUAUUUAAAAAUUAAAACCUAUAAAAAAAAGCAACAAUAAAGAAUUAGAAGUAACAUAAAAGGAACAUUGUUGAUAAUAAUUAUGACUUUCAGUGCCUCUCUCAUCAAGAUAAUUUCAAUACGGGUAUAUUUUCAAUUCUUCUCGGUGUUGAUUUGAUUCAAAAUGACACUCGCCGUGGAAAUUAUAAAUUAGAUAAAUUAUUAUUAUGGUAGGAAAAAGUAGACUGAUUAUUCUGCAUUACAUGAUAAAUUCUCAUUGAGAAUUUAUUUAGACAAACGUGCAAUUUUUAUAUUUUUUAAUUCAGUCGGGCUAACACCAGAGCUACAACACAGCAACUACAUAGUGUGUGUACUCAAUGUUACUUAGGUCCGUAUCAAAUCUAAUUAUCAGACCUAAAGGACCAUGCGAGGUUUACCAGGUUCAUCAAUGACAAUAAUUACAAUACUGUAACAAGCUAUAUUUCUCGUCUUGUUAAAUUUUUAAAAUUUUAUAUACGUAUUUGAUUGUUGAUUUUUCUUUGAAUAUUUAUAGUAUCAAUUUGUACCUAUAAGAUGUAUUUUUUGUUUAUUAUAAUUUUUUAUUUUGAUUAUAAUGCAACUUGGAUGUAAUAUUAAAUUAGGAUUUUUUUUUCUUUUUUGUACUUUUUUCACUUACUUUACCAUUUACCACAACACAUUUGUCUGAUCUGACUUGACAUUCGACAUAAUCGCAAUGGCUAAGCUGGAGAUUUACGUAUCCGAUUGAAAUCCAUAGAAAUUCCUACAACAAUCUACUUAAAUGUUCAUUUCUUUUACGUUUUUUCAAUAUUUGACCGUGUGCGCCACGAUUGAACCUUGUUUUUUAUAUGUUCAUCAUUUGCGGAACCAUUUAACAGCACAUAGAAAGAAUCAUGACUGAAGAACCUCACCUUACAAUAGAAAUGAUAAGCAAUUAAUUACAAGAAGAAUUCAGUUUUUCAUGUACUCAAAAAUUCAUAAAAUUCAUAAAUCAUAAAUAUUGAAACUCUGAUGGAAAUUUUCUUCUAUGAAAUAAAUUCAUCAUUCCCAGACGAAGGACUCCAAUUCCACCCCGAUGUCGCAAAACUGGAUAAAACCAGCCAUUUCCCUUGAGAAUAUGACAGCAAUUUUCGUCCAAAUUAAAUUUUGCUGAUUUUUGCCUUUGAUCCAAAAAAUAACCGGUGAAAAUAUCGGGUACAAGUUCUUAGCAAAAUAUUUUUCGGCGAAAAUUUAAAAUGCAAGUGGAAAUUGCGUGUCAAUGAAAUGUAGUUACGUCCUUCCCUCUAGCAGCAGCGAUUUCGCAAGUUGGCAACACUGUUUUUCUUCCAUUUAAAUCCACUGAAAAUAUCGAUAUUAAAAUUCGAUAUAUUAAAUUAUUCCUCCAUUUAAAUCCACUGAAAAUAUCGAUAUAUUAAAUUGAGGAAAAACAGUGUUGCCAACUUUCAAGUAUCGCCACUGCCUACUCGGAACCUAUACAAAAUGCAGAGACUUUCAAUUUUGAACAAAAUCUUUUGUUUUUAUCAUUUUAUUAUCAGGAACAUUAUCCUGAAUACAUCUGAAAUUUUGAGAAUGGACCAAAAAAAAAGAAGAUAGAUUAUUUCUUAAGGUAAGCAUCAAAGUAUUAAAGUUCCAUUCUCACAUUCAUGAGGGAACUCAGGCGGAGUGACCUUCGGGUGUCUUCUGCAGAGUUCCUAUGUUAAAUAAACCUUUAUCCACCUGCUUUCAUAUUUUAAUUUUAUUUUAUCACCUAAUUUUAUAAGUUUAAGUUUCUUUGUUAGAUUUAAUUCCUGUGCGAAAAUAGCCUUGAGUUCUAUGAACUCUUUUUUUUUUUUUAAAUAUCAAUGUAUACUCCUAAUUGCUUUAAUAAUUACUGUAAAUACUCUGCAAUAAAUUAAAGAGAAAUAAAAACAGUUACUGUGGUUA
Molecule: messenger RNA, 5203 nt
Organism: Bemisia tabaci
Lineage: Eukaryota; Metazoa; Arthropoda; Insecta; Hemiptera; Aleyrodidae
Product: facilitated trehalose transporter Tret1
Biological process (GO): transmembrane transport
Cellular component (GO): membrane
Molecular function (GO): transmembrane transporter activity
Source: RefSeq, a predicted model, not a curated record